CACAAACGUUGAUCUAUAUCUUUGAUACUUACAAAACUAUCCCCUAUUACUAGAACCCUCUAGAACCUUCUAGAACUCUCGCAGAAUAUCUUAGAUAUUAUUAGCACCAGUAUCCUACCCAACAUUUCCAUAUCAAAUGCUCUUUGAUUAUUAUUAGCACCAUCCUGUCCUAGACUCUAAAACUCGAGAAAGAUGAUACAACUUCUGUUUACACUUGUAUUUUCCGAAAUGUUUCUCAUUCUGACUCUUUUAUUUAGAACCCCUCUCAGGAAUGUUUUGAUCAGGGGUUUGGAUAAGGUGAAGCAGGGGAGGGUUCCCAUAAUGGCACAGACCGUAGCCGGUACUUUGAUUGUGGUUUUAGCUUCCAGCUUAUAUAGUAUAAUCAAAAUCCAGAGACGUAAUAUUGAUGGUGCUACAACUAACCCAACUGAUCAGGUUCUUCUAGCAAAUCAGCUUCUCGAAGCGUCGCUUAUGGGAUUUACCCUAUUUCUAGCGGGGAUGAUAGAUAGACUACACUAUUAUAUCAAACAGCUACAAGAGCUAAGAAAGAGUUUGGAGGACAUGAAAAACAGAGAAAUGGAUGCUUUUGAGAAAGAAAUUCCUGCAGUGAAGACUAGGAACAAGCAACCGGAAUCAGAAUCGAAGAGAGAGAUGAAGGAAGCAAAUCCCAAAGCUGUCAAAGAAAUCAACAACACAUGAGCAAGGGCAGAUCCAGAAAUGCAUGGAGUGGGCUAAUCUAUUUUAGGGUGAGCUACUAGUACUAAUUUUUAUUUUUAUUUUUAUUUUUUUUAUAUUUGGUUGGACUAAAAUUGCCUCGAAUAAAUUUUUUUGUGGGGGUGGGCUCAAGCUCAACAGAACCCACCCCUGAAUUCGCCGGAUCGAAACAUGGAUGAUUAAAUAAAUCAUAUGUCCCUUGCAUAUUUCUAUGUAUAUACAUAAUACUUAUAUAGUUUUCUCUUA
Messenger RNA from Cornus florida, 960 nucleotides. RefSeq lists its product as uncharacterized. Gene Ontology annotation, cellular component: endoplasmic reticulum; endoplasmic reticulum membrane. The record is from RefSeq and is a predicted model, not a curated record. Lineage: Eukaryota; Viridiplantae; Streptophyta; Magnoliopsida; Cornales; Cornaceae. Gene Ontology annotation, biological process: endoplasmic reticulum to Golgi vesicle-mediated transport; intracellular protein transport. The transcript has 2 exons. Bases 193 to 699 code for a protein of 168 amino acids.